GAAAUAUUUUUAAAAGUAUCAACUUAUUUUAAAAGCAUUUUUGUGAAUUUCUGUAUAAAAUCGCUAUAAAAAAAUGAAUUAAGCCUUGUGUGGCCAGUGGCCACUCUGUGUAAUGGCACAUGCAAAAUUUCUUAUCUGACAUUCCUCUUUCACACGCAGAGUUGUAUACAAAGGUACUAUUCUGAUUGGAGAAAAACGUGCAUAAACAAAGAGUGCGCGCAAAAAUUUUAAGAGCGUGAGAGUAAAACCAAAUAAACACUCAUUUUAAAUAGCAACUCACUCAAAAUAACGAACGAAAGUGAAAACAAAAACAUAAAUAAAAUCGUACAACAAAAUGAUGAAUGAAUGGAAUAAAAACAAAGUAGAAAAAUCAACAACAACUAACAAGCAAAGAAAUACGCAAAAAAGAAAUGGGAAAAACAACAUUCAAGAAAGAGUAAACAAAGCGAAAGAGGCGAAGAAAAAACUCACUCAAACAAAAACAAAGUGAACAAAAGCAAAAUAUGCUGGUUUUGCAGAGAAAAUCAGUUGUAAUUUUGUCGCAGUGCUGUCAAAUUGAUACAAAACGGCCGUGAGUUAAAAUCGAACGCACAAAGUUGUAGAAAUUUAAUAUAAAAAAAAAUUAAAUUAGAAAAUAAAAAUUAUAAUACAAAGAAAAAUUAUAAAUCUAAAGAAAAGAAGCGCAUGUUAAAUGAAAGUGUUUAUUUCAAAGAAAAUAAAGAUUUGAAGUGAAAUCUAAAUAAAUUUAAUAGUAAAAAAGAUCUGAAUAUCUAUUUGCUCUAGAAUAGAAAAAAAAUUCAUUGCAAAAUAAUUUGUUUACUACUUAAAAUCCAAUAAGAAUCUCUGAAAGUUUCAAGUGAAUCGAAAGAAAAAAGUUUUCCCAGCAGCAAAACAAGUGGAAUUUUUAUUAAGUUUAAAUGAAAAUUGUGUAAAAAAAAUCUUUCAAUAAAAAAAUAUCAUCACUACUUUCUCUUAAAGUAAUAUAAAUUAAAAUAUAAUUAAAAAUAAUCGUGUGCCAAAAUAAUUAAUAUUUUUUCCAUAAAUAAAAAAAUUCAUUAAAUUAAGUGCAAAAAAGUGUUACUUUUAAGUAAAAAUAAUUAUAAUCUAAUUAAAAAAAACUUAAUUUUCUUAUAAAAAAGAAAAUUUAAAAAGAAAAUAUAUAGAAAAUAUUUUUCAAAACUUACUGCUGCACAAUAGUGACUGAAACACACCAUAGGUUGUGUUUUAAAUAAACAAAAAAAUAAAACAAAACUUUUCUUCUUCCUUUAACAAAGUUUUUAAAAAACAGCCGUCAAACUGUGGGGUUCCGGGGCCUUUUUCCUUCCUCCACAAGGAAUGUAUUAUCCGCACAUGGUGCAGGCUAGUGUUGCGCCAUAUCCAGGCGCACCAACUGGCUAUCCACCAGCAGCGGCUCAAGUACAACAAACUACAGAUGGUUUAACCAUGUCUGUGGGCAGUGUCAAAAAUGAAUCGUUAGCACAGAUUAAAGCUGAACCUGCUGCAAACGCCGUCGCUGCUAAUAAUACAGGUGCCAAUAAUACAAAUGCUGCUGGUAUGGUUGCCACAAAUGCUGCCACUCAAAUGUAUUUGCAACAGAAAAAGAAUAAUCUGGCAACAUCACACAAUGCAUUGCAAUACGUGAAUGGUGGCAACAAUAACAAUUUAUCCGCAAAUCCACAAACAGCCGGAAAUGCUGCUGUUGCAACAACAACCGCUUCAGCAACUGUCACAACAGUAUUAGGUAUAAAUUCACAGCAACACCAGCAGCAGCAACAGCAACAACAACAAUCUGUUACACCUCAUACAGCUGCCUCUCUAAAUGGCCUAAAUCUGGCAACAGCUAAUACAACAAAUAGUUUAACAAAUGGCACUGGAAUUGGUAGCAGUGGAGUUGGCUCUGGCGGAGGCUUAAUAGUAGACAACAAAAGACAACAACAGAGCCUGCAACAAAAUCAAACUCAUUUCCAUCUUCACAAUACAAACACCAACAACCACCACAAUCACCAGCAGCAACAGCAGCUUCAUCAUACGAACAACACCCACCAACAGCAACAACAACACCACCAUCUUCAGUGUAAAUCAUCGCAACAACUGCUGCUGCAACAGCAACAACAAAACAAUGCCAGCCUAUCUUCAGUAUUGUUGAAAAUUGACAUUGAUACCACACAGUCAAUAGCCAGUAAUGCCGGUGGCGGUUCUGGUGGUGGAGGUGGUAUAAUAUCAGCAUCUUCCACAUUAUCCUCAACAACCACCGCUUCAUCAUCAGCCGCCGCAGCAGCAGCAGCGGCAGCUAAUAAUAAUGUAUCCUCAAGCCAAAGUCAAGCCAUCAAUGGCACCACAAAUACACUCGCUACCGCAGGCGGUACAGCUACAGAUGCCAAUAGUAAUAAUAGUAAUAACAACAACAACACUAACAACAGCAACAUAAGCACAACGAAUGGCAUCUCAUCAUCCACAAGCAAUGGAGAAUUACUAACACCUACUCAGCAACAACAACAACAGCAGCAGCAGCAACAACAACAGCAGCAGCAACAACAACAGCAGCAACAACAACAGCAGCAACAACAACAACAAUUAAUAGCCGCUAUUAGUCAACAUCAACAGCAUCAACAGCAGCUACAAACAACAGUCGGCUCAGUAAUUGCUGCCACAUCAGUUACAGCCACUUCAGCUGCCACUGGCCUUUUGCCGGCCGUCAUGUCAACAUCAAAUCAACCUGGCAUCGUUAAUACCUCAUCGAUAAUGACAUCAAUGGUGGGUGCUGGUGGUGUUCUGGCUCCAUCAUCGAGCACAGCUCAGGUGAUGGCAAAUUUAAAUGCUGCCGCAGCUGCUGGCAUUAUGACAUCGGCCACACCAAAUACACCGGUAGCAACUAGUCUCUCAAACGCUCUAGUCCCUCUGCACCAUCAACAGCAACAACAACAACAGCAACAUCAAAACUCAUGUACCACCGUUGCAACAAUAAAUUCAAAUGAUGCCAAAAAUACACCAAAACGUUUGCACGUUUCGAAUAUACCCUUUCGUUUUCGUGAUCCCGAUCUAAGAGCCAUGUUUGGGCAAUUUGGCACCAUACUUGAUGUAGAAAUUAUAUUCAAUGAACGUGGCAGCAAGGGAUUUGGUUUUGUAACAUUCGCUAACAGCAAUGAUGCGGAACGAGCACGUGAACGUCUACAUGGUACCGUGGUUGAGGGACGUAAAAUAGAGGUCAAUAAUGCAACAGCACGUGUACAAACCAAAAAAGUGACCACCGUUCCAAAUGUUGUACUGACAAAAGAUGGUGCCAUACCGGCUCCAGCUCUAGUUUGUGUACAAUGGCCUGAAGCUGCUGUAGCCGCUGCUGCUAUGCGCGGUGUGGCCAUACAACGUGGACAUGUCGGUGUCGUCGGUGCUCCCUUCAAUCCAGCUUUAGCUGCUGCUGUAGCCGCCCAGCAACAGCAACAACGUCAUGCAGCUGCGGUCGCCGCCGUUGCUGCCCACCAACAACACCAACAGCAACAACAACAUUUGGGCUUGCAACAGGCCUUACAUGCCCAAUCGACGGCUAAUGCGGCAAAUGCUGCCGCAGCAGCUGCCAUGCAACAACCCAGCGCCCAGCAACAAUUACAAUCCCUCGCUCAAUCGGCCUCAGCACCAAAUGCUUCCUCGGCUGCUGCCGUUGCGUAUGCAGCACGUCUUUCCACCGCUCAACCAGCUCAACCCACAGCAGCCUCAAUGGCUGCGGCUGCCAAUGCAGCAGCUGCUGCUAAUGCUGCGGCAGCUGGUACCACAUUGCAUGGAUAUGCACCUGUUUACUUUGAUCCCUACUUAGCAGCCGCUGCAGCUCAAGCUCAAGCUCAAGAUCCCAAUUUACGUUUUCAGGCAGCGAAACCGGUCACAGAAGUUCCAGCAGCACAGCCAGCCGCAAUUAUAAAUCGCCGCACUGUGACAACGCUAAACAGUAACCCACAUACGAUCAACCGCAUACCGGUACCACAGAAUGUUUUGGCUACUGGUCCUCUGUUAAAGACACCCUUGUCUCAGGCUCAACAAGCUUAUGCUACUGCUGCAACUACAUAUACUGCUGUGGCAGCUAGAGCAGCUUAUGGUGCUGCAGCUGCUGCAGCAGCUCAGCCAGCUUUGGCUGGUUAUGCCACCGUUGCGGGCUAUGCCCGAGAAUAUGCUGAUCCUUAUUUAGGACAUGGUAUUGGACCUGUUCCCGGCUAUGGGGCUACCAUGUAUCGUGGAGGAUUCAAUCGUUUUACGCCAUAUUAAUUUUUCAUUGAAAAUUGAAAACACAACAUUUAUUAUCAAAAUACUCAUCAAUUUUAUUGAAACAAAAAAAUAAUAAUAACAAACAUGCUAAGUUUUCAAUACUCAUCAUCAACACACCAGGGGUUUGCAAAACAUAAACCAUAACAACAACAAAUUUCAAUAAAUAAUGCUCAAUACAAAAUAAUUUAAAAGAAAUGAUAAAAUACUCAUUUAAAAAAAAAGAAGUAAAAUUUAAAAAUUUUUAUAAAAAAUACACAUGGAAAAUGGAAAACAAAAACACACGUUUAAAGUGCGUUGUUGAAUUAAGCAAACAAACAAAAGAAAAAAACAAAAGAAGUCUCAACAAAUUUUAGUAAGAUUUAUUAAAUGAAAUUACAAAUAUAUUUAGAUUACAAAACAGAUUUAAAAUACAAGUAGUUUUGUUCAAAUUCAAUGUCGUCCAGCAAAUUUAAAAACAGAAAAAAACAAGAAA
Calliphora vicina (urban bluebottle blowfly) is the source of this 4723-nucleotide messenger RNA. It is a transcript of the gene Rbfox1, whose product is annotated as RNA-binding Fox protein 1. Gene Ontology annotation, cellular component: nucleus; cytoplasm. The record is from RefSeq and is a predicted model, not a curated record. Gene Ontology annotation, biological process: regulation of alternative mRNA splicing, via spliceosome; nervous system development. NCBI's taxonomy places the organism in Eukaryota, Metazoa, Arthropoda, Insecta, Diptera, Calliphoridae. The transcript has 17 exons. The coding region runs from base 1336 to 4251 and encodes 971 amino acids. Gene Ontology annotation, molecular function: mRNA binding.